UUUUCUGCAGAUUAGAUGUUUCCAUUACCAACCAUGUCAUCCAAUAAAAGUAUUUGUUUCGAAUUAUGUUCGUUCUGUUUCCAACAAGUAGCUUUUUAAACGUUUAGUAGAUGAAAUAUUCACUCUAUUCUCUACUAUAUCUGAUUAUUUGCUUAGAGAAUGCUUCUUUUUCGACUCAAAAUUACAAUAAAAUUGCUCGCAAACGAAGAGUAAUCCUACAAGGUACAGGAACCCAAACAUCGCCCUCUUUAGAGAUUGAAUCAGUAGUUAGCAAAGAUGAUCAAGAAAAAGACAAGAAAGCGGCUGAAGCUAUCAAUCGUUUUGUACUUGAUAUCCUGGAGAAGGUCUCUAAAGUUGGGGACAUGAAGAAAAGCCUUGGACUAGACAAGAAAUUUAAUAUUGGAUCAAUGUCAUUCAAGCCUCACGAUGACCAGAUGAGAGAGGAACUGAUAAAAGAUGUGAACAACAUGAAUGCAUGCAUCAAUCGACUGUUUGAGAGUGUAUUUUUAAACUCGUCCUCAUGCGGCCCCCUACCAAAUGAAUUUUCCAAAUUUCUCAAUUGGCUACUAAAAGACGGUGCUUCUAAAACUGAAGUGUGUUUUGGCACUAAAAAACCAAUGAAGUUGACAAAAAAAGAUUUGAAAAUCUGUCUUGAGUAGAGAUGAUUAGGGUUUAGUAAUAAAUUACUCGAGAAGUUUCUGCUAUGUUCAAAUGAUACCUUUACAAAAAAUUGAGUACUAGUACAGUGUGGGGCUGAGCCGAUUGACGAGUUUGGAAGGGUUAUAAGUAAUGAACUGUUCAUCUUAGAAAACAAUUCUUUAAUGGGUUCAAUUCAGUUUCAAAUGUAGUGUUUUUAUUGCAAAUUUUUCGGAAAUUAUAUCAGUUGAAUGGCGGCCAUAAGCAGCAAUAUACUAAUAUAGCGUAUUUUUUAAGUUUUAAAACGCAUUUUGGCACACCGCGAUUGGUAAGGCCUGGACCUCUUCUCUGAUUCGCUCCUUUAGCUCUUCCAAGGUGUUUGGGUGAUCUUUGAAAAGUUUAUUUUUUAAGUAACCCCAUAGAAGAAGAUCUCAUAUUCUUAAAUCGGGUGAGCGUGCCGGCUACCUCAAGUCCACCCUCAGUAAGAUAAGUCGCCCUGGGAACAUUGGGAACAUUUGUCUCAACACAUUCAUUGAAAUGAGCCCUGUGUGGGCUAUAGCUUCAUCUUGCUAAACCAUAUUUCUCCCAAGUCAUGUUCCUCAGCAAGUUCUUCCAAUUUGGUGCGCAGAAACGUUCAUAGAAUUGUCACAUUCAUAACGCUGGGAGGAGACAAUCACGGUGAUGUUGCCAUUGUCAAAGAGCUGUGGCUAGCACGCUCACCCGAUUUAAGAAUAUGCGAUAUUUUUCUAUGGAGUUACCUCAAAAAUAAAGUAUUCAAAGAUUGCCCACACACCUUGGAAGAACUAAAGGAGCGGAUUAGAGAAGAGAUCCAGGCCUUACCAAUCACAGUGUGCCAAAAUGCGUUCUAGAACUUCGAAAAUACGCUACAUCAGUGUAUUGCUGCUUAUGGCCGCCAUUUAAUUGAUAUAAUUUCCAAAAAAUCAACAAUAAAAACUUUAUUUCAAACUGAAUUGAACCCAUUAAAGGAUUUUUUCCAAGUUGAACGGUUCAUUACUUAUAGCUCUACCAGAUUCGUCAAUCGGCUCUGCCCCACUCUGUAGAAGGUCAAGAAGAACCUAUUCCGAUUUGGAAUAUCUGAGCUUGAACAAUUUCAAUCUUUAUGGGAAAGGAUUUUUCUGAAUAAACUUCUUUUGACAAGAAUAAUUAUAAUUCUUCACUCUGUAAAAUCAUCACGAUUCUGGAUCUAUAACAACA
Nilaparvata lugens (brown planthopper) is the source of this 1851-nucleotide messenger RNA. RefSeq lists its product as uncharacterized. The transcript has 2 exons. The record is from RefSeq and is a predicted model, not a curated record. Bases 111 to 659 code for a protein of 182 amino acids. Lineage: Eukaryota; Metazoa; Arthropoda; Insecta; Hemiptera; Delphacidae.